Messenger RNA from Biomphalaria glabrata, 6616 nucleotides. RefSeq lists its product as uncharacterized. Lineage: Eukaryota; Metazoa; Mollusca; Gastropoda; Planorbidae. The coding region runs from base 1293 to 2600 and encodes 435 amino acids. The record is from RefSeq and is a predicted model, not a curated record. The transcript is spliced from 9 exons.
GAACCCAAUACUCCCUCUGGUGGUGCACAGGUUUUGUAUCGUUUUUGAGCCGUCGUCUGCCGGAGUUUCAAAAGGAUAAAAAAAAAUUUAAAAAAAUGAAAGCUCCGCCCCCCUCUUCUCUCUAUUCUUUAUUUUCACCUCCUUCCUCGUCAUUUCUUUCCUCCACCUCUCUUUCACCUCCCCCUGCCCCUCCCCCUACUCCCACUGUUUGGGCCAAGCUCCACUAGACCUGAACGAAAGCCAAAUCCUUAAGGACAAAGAUCAUUAAAGUCGUAAAGACCUAAGAUUCACUUUGUAGGUAGAUCUGUUCUACAUGACAUACAGAAGGCUUGGAUUAUACAUUUGGAUAUUGUUUGAACAAUUGUAUAUCCCUAGUGUUGAGGUGGACUCUCUACUGUUUAUUCUUUUAAGCGCUAUUUCUACAUACUUCGCCUGAUACUUAAUGGACUCGAAUGGAUUACUCUCUCCUGGCUGUAAUAAACCGCUGAUGUCAUUGUCGUCUUGAUCUAGAUGGAAUGGAUGUCAUGUCAUGUGUCUGAUGUAAAAAAAAAACAAAACAACUUUGUUGCUAGCUGUACACAUCUUAAAGGUCAGUGCUCAUCGGAGAUUCCCAAUAAAUUGGUUGCUGAGUAACCUGUGUACAUAAAUAUAAAUGUUGAAGCUGCGAAAUCUUGAAACCUUUUCCAAACGUCUGAGACUACAACCAGAAAAUAUCUGAACUAUUUCUAAACAACCUCAAGGAUAAAGUGGGAAAUAAACUAUUUUACUUCUCGGAUUCUUGAUCAUAAAGAUAUUCUAAAGAAUAGUUUGGAUUAUUUUUAGCAAGCUGUCAACGCCGACUAAAGAAACUCCCCUAAUGAGCUAAUGGAUACAGAGAUCUUGAUGAGGAGGAAAAACACGAAAAAAAGAGCGAUCAUAAUUUCUUUUAAAACAAAAGUUCGAUAAUGCGUGUUGAGUUUAUCGACUCUAGACGCUGUAUCUACAGGAUAUGUAGUUUUACAUCUGGGCAAAAUUCUGCUUUGAAGUGGUGUUGUUUUUAACGGUACACUAUCACUUGAUCUAGUACACUUCUACUAGGUGCCUAGCCAAGUAGCGCACUGCAACGGAUUCAGUUUUGAAACAAACAGUUCAUAUGAACGUGCGUUUGUCUAAAGAAAUUUCUGUGUUCUGUUGCUGUCAGGUAGCAGAUGUUUCUCUUGUUUCAAACAUGCGCUCCGCUGAGAACAAACAGCAGUAGCGCACUGAGUUCCUAGGACGCUGGGCGGUGAGGCUGAUCGACCCCCUUCUGCUCCAUGUUGACGAGCACGCCCCUGUCGAUACUGAGUUUUAUCAUGGAGAGCGUGCAGCAGCUGGAUCCGACCCUGCUGGCAUUCUGGGAGGGGUUCCCCUGCCCCCCACCGUGGAAGAAGGAGCUCUUGUUCAGACUGAACUUCACUAGUUGCGUCAACGCCGAGGUGGGCGAGAGGGUGAAACUCUACAUGGCCGACAAAUGUAACAUCCGGAGGCUGGGGGAGGACGACAAAGAGGCGGGAGGGACCGCGGGAGGGGUGAUGGUGGAGGACGAGUGCGCCCUGACCUGCCAGGCCAUCAUUGGUGUGGUCAGCAUCAUCUUCCUGGUCCUUCUCCUCGUUGUCAUAGUCCUUUGUGUCCGAAGGCACCGAGCUAAACCGGCCAGCCCAAGCCACCAGUCGUCACUAACUGCCCACCCUGAUAAUGCCAAAUAUUAUACUAGCUGUCACUACGCUUGCGCACCGGUCGUAGGAAGACAACUCCAGACUAGCAUUCAUGGUGACAGACUAGAAACCAGCGUAGUAGCAUCCACAAACAAUGGAAACGGCCAUUACCAGCCAGGCAUCUACCCACAGCACACCUGCCAGCCUGUCAACUACCGUCUUUCUCAUCACCAGCAGCCUAGACUCAUCAACACACCAUAUGGACAGGUGCCGGCCCACACCUCCACUCUUGUUAUUCCCCACCAGCUUCGUUACAAUAACUACCGCAAGCUGGAUGGUGCUUACAGCUCCUCCAGCAUCAGCAACAGCGAUCGUUCACCUGUAUAUGAGUCUAUUGGAGACGCAGAGUCCGUCAGGGAGCGCUGCACUGGUGUGCGAGGAGAUGCCUCUGAAUGUGAAUUUUGUGAAUGUGGCGGUGACCAUGGGAGUGAACACAGUGGAUACGUUAGAUACAAUGAUCCAAUUAUUUUAACUGGGCAACCUAAUGUUAAAUUAUCAUUACUAUCCCAUCAGCAACUAGAAGACCCACCAGGACCAUGUCCUCCGAUGUAUAUGGAUGGCUACUAUAGUGAUAAAUGUCCACAAACACUUCCUCUCAGGCCUAUAAGAAGCCAAAGUAAAACAGAAGAUGAGUAUUCAGAAAUAGAGCCUGAUGAGGUCCUGCCGCUAAACCAGAAAAACAGUACAAAUCAAAAUGAGGCUGAUGAAGGAGGGAAGUCGGAUCUUUUGAGACGACGACCUUCCUCUGGGAGCUGCUAUAGUUCUAAUGGAUCCCAUUAUAAAGAUGGCAACUACAGUGGACAAAGAAGGGUCAUUCCUGCAUUACACCCUCACUACUUUAUUAACUCCCCUGAAGAAAUUAGUUGACAGCAUUUCAUAGGUGGAGAUCUGAGCUAAAGUAUCAUUUCAUAUUCUAAGCUUUUUAACACCAAAAACACCGGACACAGUAAUUGAAUAUGAAAGUUCUUUUAAAAAUAAUGUUUGCCUUUCUUAUUCACUGUUCUAAGCUUGAAAGUUGUUUAAAUUUUUUUAGUUCUUUUAUUUUAUUUGAAGAAACCAAAGAAACUGUUUGAUUUACUUUGAUUGUUCUGAUUGAAUUUUUAUUUAUACUUCUGUCAAAUUAUUCUUUGGUUUACAAAAUAUGCCCAUUGCAGAAAAUACCUGUAGAUUAGCCACUGGUAAGGAUGUGAAAAGUGUGGCUUAGUUGCAGCAAUCACUUGGCUAACUAUCAAAGGGGCUUUAGUUCAAAUCCUUACUUGAGCUGAGUUUUGUUUGCUGAGCACCUAUAGGCAGCACAGAAACUUUUUUCCAGACACCCUCCCUCUUUCUGGUCCACCAAAGAAAUUGGAACAUACUAAACUGCCCAUAGUAAACUGACCAUGCUUUUUGCAUUAAAAGUUCAAUUUUACAAAAACAAUUUAAAAACAAAUAGCAAAGCCAGGGCCAGCCUUAGGUAAUUAGAGGCCCUAGGCAAAAUGAUUGUGGUAGCUCUAAUGAAAUAGAAAAAUAAAAACGAAAACAAAAAUACAACUACACUUUUGUUUGCAUUUUCAUACAUAACAACCCUUAAAUUAAUGAUUCAAAAUUUUUACCAAAAAGGAAAGGGUCUUCUUAACAUAAAAGUCUAAGAAGUACAUCUAAACAUUCAUGAACAAACAUACAAGUCAGAGUAGUGACUUAGAGCUAAGGUAGUAGAUAUAGAGCCAUGGACCUCUUCUACGUAUGAGAUUUAAUGGAAAGAAUAAAAUUUUGGUUUUAAUUAAAGAUAAUUAAUUUUCAAAGAAUUAUUGUUUAAUAAUAUAAAAAGUAAUUUUCUUAGCUAUUGAUUUAUAUUUAUUUUUGGUUGCCUUUCAAGGAUAUUAAUAUAACAUUUAUAAAAUAAUAAUUGACAAAGACUUAAACAUCCAUGUAGGCUAAAAAAAGGUUUGAUAAUUUUACAUUUCUUUUACAAUUUCAGAAAAUUUGUUUUGAAAAAUUAAGUAAUUAUUUAUGUAUCAAUGAUCUUUUUUUAUAAUUGAUGAAUCCCAUGAUGCUUUGAGUUUCUAAUAUCUAAAUCAAUGUCAUAUUCAAAAUAUAAAAAGAUUUAAGAAAAAAUAAAUAAUUGUUUUGUGUGAUGUUUAAAAAUAGUUUUUUUGAAUUUGUUUAAAAGACAAUAUAGGUUAUAAUUUGUAGGUUCAAUUGUAACUAUUUAGCUUGUGAUGCUUAAACCGAAAUUACACCACUAAAAGUUUGAUGUAAAAGAAUUAGAGCAAUAUAAAAAAAUACACAGCACUGCACAGGAGUGUCAAUUGUGCUAUUUUCUGUUUGUAUUAUUCUAUACUUUAAUGCACUACAUUUUAUUUCUUUCUAUGUCCUAAUUCUGUUGCCUUAGAACCCUGCAAAUAAACAAAACAUGGUGCAUUUAUAUUAUGUCAUCUUUUACUGACAAUCUUUUUUUUUUUUUUGCCCUUUUUUUUAAACUGCAAUUUUUUUUUUCUGUUAAUUAACAUAUCAAAUUUAAUUUUGAUGUAAUUUUUUUAUGAUUAUGUGAUGGCUUUAGACAUGUUUGUUUUUUUCAUAUGUUGCAGUUGACACUGAAUAACACAAACUAUCUGUCACUUAUAAGUACAUGGUUCCCACCUUUGUUGUGAUUUGAUAAGCAGAGCUUCUGCAAGAGUGGUAUUGUCUCUGAUACUCUAGUUGAAAAUAUGGUUCAUUUACAGGCAUACUUGGAUGUGAAUUAUCUGGGUUAGUGAUAAAACAUCAACCAAGUUUAAAUAAUACAAUUAGACCCAGAUUGGCAAGGGGAAAAAAGUGUAGCUCUACAGGAGCUAAGGCUAAGGUUUUAAUUUUUUAAUAAUUUAUUCUUUGUGAAUCACAAAACAGACAUACUAAGGAGCCUGGGAAUUUUGUGUGUGUGUUUUUUUUUUAAUUUAUCCUUAUCUUGUACAUUUGAGUAAAUUAUAAGCCUGAUCUGUGGCAACACAGUUCAGAGACUAUGGAUGACAGCCUGGUCAUGUGACAUGGGCUCUGAACUGUCAUCUUGAUGAUCCUUGGUUUAAACCCUGCCUGCUAUCAUUUCCUGAAGUCCUGCUGGAGGUUUGGAAUAGGAUUUAGUAAUCAUCAAUUCUUGAGGGAUAUUUAUGAAAAACAAGACAAAAGAACUUCAAGGGUCAAUGGUUAUAAAGAAAAGAAGUUUAAUCAUUCUAGAAAAUGCUCAUAGAAAAAUAUGCAGCAAUGGUAAUAAAAAAGCUAAUUGAAUUAAUUGAAAAGUUUUGUUUUAUGAAAUUAUUUGAAGAAAAUGAAAAUUUAUGAAUUAGACAAUGGCAUCAUUUCUUUAUUAUCAAAAAACAUUGUCCAACAAUGUUAUUCACUUUCUAGAGCAAUGUCUCUAUUCUCUUCCCAUCUCCUAUUCUUACCAACGCACUUAACCUUUCCAGACACUUGCUUUAGCUCUGUUUAAAGAUGUCAAAAAUAUAUAUAUUUUUAGUUACAGUGGAGACAACUUGUUGCAUAAUUCUUCUAAUGUUGCAUAAUUGUUAGGGACUAUCUGGAACACCUGUUUCAUUGAUUCAGUAUUAAUUUGUUUCUUAUCUGUGGGUGAAUGUUUUUAGUCAUCCCAAACAUCUUUAUAAGAAGCAAGAGAAUGAACAUUGUGUUGAGAGUGUAUUGAACUACCUAUUUCAAUAGGAACUGUUGGCCUCAGAGCCUUGCCAAAUGUGUGAAUUGAAACCUCUAAGAAACUGAAUUGUUUGUGUUUUUAUUGUGGAAAUUUAAACAUUGAAAGGGCCAGUAUAUAUAUAUAUAUACUUUUUGUUUUAAGGACUAUAUUUUCUAAAUAGGAAAUAAUAUAUAACACUCAAUGACUUUAUAAAAAUGUAGCAUGAACUGCUCCUAGAUAAAAUACAGAGUAGUGCAUUAUAAUUGUAAAUUUUUUAAAGGCUUUUUAUGCUACUAAUUCUUUUAAAAAAAUUUUAAGUUUUGAUUUUUAUAAAAUGCAUAAUUUUAAUGAAGUUGAGCAAAAAGAAAAUUUCUUUUACUUUGUAGAACUUUACCCAGCAUUGAAUACCUGCUGAUAAUCAUUGUCAUGUGGAAUAGGCAUGCUUAAAUUUCCAAAUAGUUGUCACAUUUGGAAUGGAGUAGUAAAAUCUUUUUCUUUUUAUUUACAGUCAAAAUAGAUAAUAUAUAAGCAAUAAUUUUCAAUGACUGGUUUAAACAUAAUUCCUUUUUUUUUUGUUUUGUGUAGGCCCUUACAAUAUCUGUCGAAUGUAGCCUAAUAUCAUAAAUUGACUUUGAAAUAGAUAAAUAUUUGUGUAUUUAAUCUAAGUAAAGCGGACUGAGCAAUUAAAAACAAAAACUCUUGAUAAUGUUUUUUUUAAUGAAAGUAUAGAUUUAAAAUAAUCCUUUUGAGUCUAAAUUUGGAAAAGCUACAAUAUGAAAGUACAUCAUAUAGCCCUAUGUAAUUAUUCAUAAAUACCAUUUAGGUAAUACAAAGUGCUUUGUUUUGCCUUAGACAUUUUAAUAAUUUUUAUUUAAUUUCUUAAUUUGUAAAUAGUAAAGUAGAGAAAUGAAUGUGUCUUGCAAGUCUUGGAUCAUAUAUGUUAUAUCAUUGUCUUCUUUAAUUAUGUUCUAUCAUGAUGUAUUUUGAUCAUGUUCUAUCACAAUAUACUUUGAUCAUGUUCUGUCAUGAUAUACUUUGAUCAUGUUGUUCCACUUAAUGUUUAUGUUGCCAAUAAUUAUAUCACCCAACAUUCUAAAUAUCUGAAAUAAUUUCUUUUAUGUAUAGACUUAAUGCUAUGUUGGUUCAUCUCUAUAAAUGCUUUUCUUUAAUGAUUAUUUAUGAUGGACUGUCAUCAUCAUAUCGAGUACAAAAUAAAAUGAAAUAAACUUAAUGGAUCAAUAAG